AUGCAGACAGCAGCUGCUGUGUCUGCAGGCGCCCGAGCAUCAGACGUGCUGGGCGCUGCCCACCUGGCCCUGGAGCUCCCGGGCACAGGUGGCCAGCGCGUGAAGGCUGCACAACACACGCUUGGGCCUGCCAGCGUUCCCCGGGCCCGCCUGCUGGGCCUGCUCGGGGACACCAGCCUGCGCUUGGCCCCGAGGCGCCUGAGGCUCAUGGCCUUUGACACCGGCUCCAAGCACCCCCCUCCCCCCGCGGGCAAGCAGCUGUGGCUGCACCCACCUCUGCUGAGUGUCAUGGUGGCACCCUCAGGCCACAAGGGCCUGACCAUGGGCGGCCAACUCCCCCGCGAGACAACGCGGGUUCUGGAAGCUAACCACCCUGCCCGACGGCCUCUACGGCUCGGGGCGCAGCUGGCAUGCGCCUCAACAGGGUGGCCCCAAAGCACCCCCGCGUGGACCGCCCGGGGCCCUCCCGGAUUCCCGCGAACCGGCUGCGGCCGCCCACGCGGUGCACGCGACCCGCCGGGCGAGGACGCGGCCCCACUGCCCCGCGGGGGGCGGAGGGCGGGCGAGGGCGGCGCGCACCCUAGGGCCCAGCCGAAAGUCACCCCGGGGAGACACAGCAAGCCGCCUCCACCACCCCUGGGUGCCGGGCCCGCGGGCCGCGGCGGCCGUGAGGCCUCGGGUGGGCGCCCCGCGCUCGGCUCCGCACCCCGCCCGCCGCGCCCUAGCGCCGAGCCUCGCCCAGCCGGGCUGACGGGAGCGUCCCGGGGCGGCCGCCCGGCUCAGAGUAGAGCCCCGACCGAGGGCUGCGCCGGGGCCUCGGAGCCGCGGGGGCCGCCGCCGCUUCCCCCUCACCGCCCCCGGGACGCCGCGACCGGCCGUCGGGGCGCCGCCCGCCGAACUCCGCCCCUGACGCCCGCGCGGUCAGAAACUGCAAAAGACUCCUGGAAGGACAUUUACACCUUUGUGGAGAAAAUGGUGAAGAAGUACCCAAACCCAAAACUGAGGGUGUCCUUCAUCACCUACUCCACAGAGGGCCGCACGCUCAUGAAACUCACCUCAGACAAAAAUAAAAUCCGCGAUGGUCUUGCUGAGCUCCAGAACAUAGUGCCUACGGGAGCCACACACAUGCAGGAAGGAUUCAUAAAGGUAAACGAGCAGAUCGAAGAGGCAAACUCUGGAGGCCCAAGUACUUCCAACCUGAUUAUUACUGUGACCACGGCUCCGAUACCAUCCACGUCACUACCAAUGAUUAAUUUCGAAGUCAGCAAGGCUGUGAGGAUGAAGAGCACAGUGUAUUUUGUGGCUUACAAGGACUAUAAGAAAGAGGAGCUGAGGAAUAUUGUUCAGACGCCAUCUCAAGUGUACGAGGCAGAGCGGUUCCUGUCUCUGAACCGCAUGCUUAACUCGCUCGUGGGAAAUUCCUGUACAAAAGUUACAAGUGAGACGACUUACUUCGUGUGUUUAAAAGAAGACUACAGUAUACGGUACAGAAUACCCAGCUCCUAUCAAAGCAGGAAGGAUGAAAUUCUUUGCAGAUAUAAGUUGAAAGACAACAGUGUCUAUGAAAAAAAACCCUACCGUAUAAGUCAAAACAAUAUAUUUUGCCCAAGACACGAAUUUCAGAAGGAUGGAGAGGUGCUCCAGAGUGAUUACAGCCUGGACAAUGGCAAGACCUAUGAAGGCAACCUCAAGAUCACUGCGAUUUUCUGUGAUGAUCCGUUACAAGAUGUAGACAACCAGCCAGAGACCACGGUGCUCACAGUCGCCACAGCAGAGACCACAGUAACCACCGCAGAGACCCCGCGGACAACCACGGACGCCCUGACCACCACACAGUCGACCACGGAGCCCGUGACCACCAUGCAGACCAUCUCAGUUGUCAAACAGGAGAGCACGGCGAACACAGACAUCCUUCCACAUCACUUGGGGCCCACAGGCAUCAGACCAAAAACCACACCGAAGGCCAUUGUAACCACAGUGCCCAUGGUCGUCACAGAGGACGUAUAUGCACUGGUGAUCCUAACCUUGGGUGUGAUCGUUCUGGUACUCUGCUGCUUCUACUGCUGCCUGAGGCCUUGCAAGGAGCUACCAGCAGUGCAGAUAAUACAAAGGGACUCCAACAUGUGUACACACACAUGUACCAGGCUGACCCUCCCCUCUUGUAGGUUCCAGGAGAACAACAUGAGACGGAUAGAGGGCAAGCUGGACACCUUGUGUGACUUUGUUCAAUGCUGCAAUCAGAUGCCGUUGCUGUGGCAUCAGCCCAGGAGCAAGGUGUGCUGCCUGGGGAAGAUGCAGGCCCUUCCUUACCACUAUGUGCAUUUCCGGGAGCUAGAGGGGCCAGACAUGCUGUCGGAUGGCCGGUGUGCCCAGGCCCGCUCCGCCUGUCCAUGCUUCAACUUCAUCCUAGUGAACCCCCACUGCAGGCCGUGACUCUACUAUAUGAGAUAUAUUCAUACUGCUCCCGCCAGGACAACGCACCUGGUGUCCUCUGGAUGCAGACAUGGAUGCC
Nyctereutes procyonoides (raccoon dog) is the source of this 2512-nucleotide messenger RNA. RefSeq lists its product as uncharacterized. The coding region runs from base 1 to 2433 and encodes 810 amino acids. Gene Ontology annotation, molecular function: signaling receptor activity. The transcript has 24 exons. Lineage: Eukaryota; Metazoa; Chordata; Mammalia; Carnivora; Canidae. The record is from RefSeq and is a predicted model, not a curated record. Gene Ontology annotation, cellular component: membrane.